Messenger RNA from Heterotrigona itama, 978 nucleotides. NCBI's taxonomy places the organism in Eukaryota, Metazoa, Arthropoda, Insecta, Hymenoptera, Apidae. The record is from the annotation of a GenBank genome assembly.
AUGGAGAGUCUUCUUUCCGGGUGCGAGGGUAUCGCGCGGUCCCUGGGGCUCGCUUUCAACCCGCGUAAAUGUGCAACGUUGCACGUGGGGGUGGGGGGCAGUGCCUUGCGGACGGUUUUCCGACUGGCGGGCGAAGACCUGCCCGUGAUGGGCGAGGGGGAUGCGUACGCGCACUUGGGAAUUCCGACGGGGUUGCGCGUUGAACAGACGCCGUAUGGCGACAUCGGAGACCUGGUCGCUGACCUCGAGGCGGUAAACGCGUCGUUGCUCGCCCCGUGGCAGAAGAUCGAGACUGUGGCGGUGUUCCUGCUGCCGCGGCUCGACUUCGUGCUCAGGGGAGGAGCCGUGAGAAAGGCGCCGCUUGGCGAGGUAGAUCGUGCCCUGAAGCGGAUGGUGAAGGGGUGGCUUAACCUCCCCCAGCGUGCCAGCGCGGAGGUGGUCUUCAUCCCUCCGUCUAGGGGUGGAUGCGGGCUCCCUCCGCUGGCGGACCUCGCGGAUGUUACCGCCGUGGCGCACGCGUUCAGACUUCUGAACGCUGGCGACCCGGUGGUCGCACGGGUUGCGAGGUCGGCGCUGGACAGCGCCGUCCGCUCGAAGAUACGCCGCGAACCGACCGAGGACGACAUCGCCGCCUUCCUCUCGGGCUCGCUCGAGGGGGAGUUUGGGCGGCCGUCCUCUAGCCGCGUCACGUUUUGGUCGCGAAUUAGAUCUGCCGCCUUGAGGUCCGCGGGGCGGCUGGGUUUUCGGCGGCGCUGGGACGCGACGCGGGGGGAACUUGCCCUGGAGUGCCGAGCACGCGGUGGACGGAGGGUAAUCGUGCCCCCGUCUGCCAGGCGGCAAGCCGUUGGCCGUCUGAGGGCCGCGGUGUCGGAGCACUAUUCGUCCGUGCUGGCCGCGAAGCCGGACCAGGGGAAAGUCUUCGACGCGGCCUCCCGUCAUGGAGCGAGCAACUGCUUCAUGCGGAAUGGCAAGUACCUG